AGACGCGCAUUAGCUGGCAAGGCGCGUGGAUGACGUCGUCGUACACGCGGGGCCUUGUCACCGUGGCCAUCAUGCCCGUCUUUGCCUACCUCAAGCUACCACCGAACGCGUCGCUUGUCUUGACGAAUGGAAGCGUGCACGUCGACCUGACGACGUUCUUUGCUCCCGACAUGGCCUUCAAUGUCGUGGCAGGCCCGCGCACGUACUACAAUACGCUCGCCCUUGUCUUGGACGCGCCGUGCGUGGAUGGUAGCAGCGGUACCAACUAUGGUGUGCAGCUCGAGGCCUUUGUCCCGACCGCGCAAGAAGACACGAUUCUUGAAGCCAACGCGACGUCCGAGAAACAAGACUUGUGUGGGCGGGACCAGAGUCAACACAUUGCGUGCGCGUACAUUCCGACGGCCCCGCGCGAGUCCAUGUACGCGUUUGGGCGGCCCGUUGCGCGUAUUGUCGUCAACCCUGGAUCGCAGUCGGCCGAGGGCUGCACGGGCUGGCUCUGGGGCUCGGCCGGGCAUUUGAUCACCAACCACCACUGCAUUGGCUCCGAGGCCGACGCCUUGAGCGCCCAGUUUCAGUUUGUCGCCGAGAGCUACCUCUGUCAAGGCAAGCGCGAUGGCAUGUGUGCCGGUGUCACGGAAGCCAUCACGGCCACUUUGAUUUAUACGAAUGCGACGCUCGACUAUUCGCUCGUGAAGCUCCAGGGUGACCUUCCCGCCAAGUAUGGGUACCUCCAAGCCGCACCGCGUCCGGCCACCGUCGGCAUGCCCGUGUACAUGCCGCAGCACCCGCGCGGCGGAUGCAAACUUCUCUCGUAUCUCAACGACGACAACCAAUUCACGAGCAUCUCAAGCUUGGCGGCGUCCGGCUGCGACAGCAAAGGCGGCUACGCUUACAACCUGGACACGGACGGCGGGUCGUCGGGGUCGCCGGUGCUGAACAAGGACUCCAACACUGUUGUGGCGUUGCACUAUUGCGGUGCGACGGCUUGUCGAAAUGCGGGCAUUCCGAUGCUGUGGAUCGCGCAGGACCUCGGACGGCACAAUCUCUUGCCACCCAACGCGAUUGCGAGCGGGGCGCCCCCUCUCGUGCCGCCGUUUAGCGACCCCACCGUGAGCCCGUACGGCACCAACCUUCCGGGGGUUGGGUCGCCCUUUACAAAGCAGGCAGUCGUUGACGGCGUCAUCGUACAAAGUGGGUCGUUCUCGGACGGAUGGGUGACGAAUGUCGAUCACAUCACCUUUCAACUGGCAGCCCCCGGCGUCGUCAUCGUCGAUGUCCUCUCGUUCGAACGGGACGGCUAUAAACAGGCGUUUGCCGACGUCAACGACGAUUGCCGCAUUGCUUAUGUGGACACGAUGAUCCACGUCUUCUCCAACGAUUCCGCCGUGCAGUACACACCGUAUACGAACGACGACGUCGACUCAGUGGACCCGAGCGCCGGCAAGGCCGACGGCAGCAUCUCGACGUACGAUUCAUACCUUGUGGCGGUGUUACCCGCCGGUGCGCACACGGUCGCAGUUGGCGCUACGAACCUCGCGCUUGCCGACGCGAGGCGCGGGCGCAAUGGCUAUCCAUACACCCAACUUCUGGGCUGCGCGGGGGUCGCCACCGAGUCUGGCGACAGCGGCGCCUACCGCGUGACGCUCUCAGCGACCGUGCCCCUCACGAUCAAGCAUUCCACCGCCGUGCCAAAGGUGGCCGAGUGCGCCAUGGAAGGCGAGGCAGCGCUCAUUCGUCAAUGCGAAGCGAUUCUCGACGCCUCGUACGACAUGCGCUGACGAAAACACCAACAUAUAUACAGUACCAUUGACCCUACAAUCCGUGUCUGCCUCUAAGUGGAAACGCGAC
Molecule: messenger RNA, 1848 nt
Organism: Saprolegnia diclina VS20
Lineage: Eukaryota; Oomycota; Saprolegniomycetes; Saprolegniales; Saprolegniaceae
Exons: 3
Coding region: 30-1778 (582 amino acids)
Biological process (GO): proteolysis
Molecular function (GO): serine-type peptidase activity
Source: RefSeq, a predicted model, not a curated record